Molecule: messenger RNA, 246 nt
Organism: Staurois parvus
Lineage: Eukaryota; Metazoa; Chordata; Amphibia; Anura; Ranidae
Source: the annotation of a GenBank genome assembly
AUCACCUGACAGUCAUGAGCACAAAUCACAAGAUAUUCUGACCCGGAGCAGGGGCUGACUGACAACUCAUGGGGCCCCCAGGCAAUAGGGGAUCAUGGGGCCCCUGUGUCCUUGCCCAAACUCAAAAAAGCCUAUAAAAAAAGGUACCAGGGGCAUCUCAUGGGGCCCCCUACUGACCCCAGGCCCUCGGGCAGUGCCAGAGUUUCCAAAAUGCUCAGUCCGCCCCUGACCCGGAGAGAGCACUAA